AUGUCAUACUCGAGUACCAGCGGGGGCACUCUUACUCUGCCCUCGCCCACUCAUCCUCAUAACGUUGACGUGAGCUCUGCAGUUCGGUCGCUGCGUCGCUCUCUCUCUCGGUCACCGUCCAAGUUCCGGCUGUCUAGCACUGCUUCUCCCACUCUCACCUCUACUCCCAUGACUUCGUCCAUCUUCCGGCAGCCGCUAACCCCCGCGCCAACGGAUCGGUCAUUGUUCUCAGACCAGCCCGGGCCAGCCACGGGAGCUUCGUCAACCCCGAUCCCCGCAACUCCUGCUGGUCCUGCCGAGCCUUCGUCUCCUAAGGCUGCCGCAUUCACGGCUCCUCCUCCGCUGCCCGCGGCAACACCUCUUCUACGGUCUAACAUCAAGCUUUCACUGCGGUCUACUCGGUCUGCCAAACCAAUAACACGUCCCUUGGGUCGCCAGCGACUGUCUCCUAGGAAAAGCCCGCUGAAGCGCGUCUUUGGCCCUGCCCCCGACUCGGGUAACCCAAUUCCUUCAGCUUCUUCUUCGUCAUCUUCGUCUUCCGACUGCGAGGACAACGACCAAGAAAAUUUGGAUCUGCCUAGUGGCGCUGAGUCACCCAUCGAACUGAGCCCCACGGCUCGUCGCAGCUCCGAGCGACGCAGCUUUGAGCGCGCCAAUCGGCUUUCUUUCAGUCUUGAAAGCAACGGCUCUGGCAAGAGCGGCAUGGCCAAGUUCCUGGACAAUGAGGACAAGUCUACUUUCCCUUCGAUUUCCGUCAGUCCUCUUAAGCGUAGUGACGCUGCUAUGAGCGUUGACCAACCCACCUUUGGUAGCCCAGUCGCAAAGCGCCGCAGCCUUCACGGUAUUUCCGGCGUCAGCAACGGCGUAUCGGUUUUCGACCAGAAUCCCGCAUCGACUACUCCAACUAAUAUGGCGACCAAGGAUAGUAGUAACGGCGCCUUCGACACCCAGGACGAUGGCAAUCAAGAGUACCGACUAACCGGCACGACCGCAUCGCCAUUCCGCGAUCCUGUCGCCUCUCCGACUCCCACGGUUAUGCCCAAGCGUACUUCUUCCCUUCGCAAGAGCACACUACAGCAGCGCCUGGGCGAAAGCCGCGGUGCCCUGAGUCGCCGCGCCGGCGAGAAGCAGAUUUCCCAGCUUGCGGAUGGCGCGAGCACCCCGAUCCCCCGCAAUAGGCUCCGCUUGUCGCUGGAUCAUUACACGCCUACCGAAGAGCGCGUCAACCUCUUCGGGUCUCCGGCCCCGUCUUCUUCCUUGGCCCAGCCUGCGCCGCGACCUGCGAACCAGCCUCAUCCGCUGUCCCGUUCUUUGACCCAGUCAUCCUCCAGCUCCAGCCAGCCGGAUGACUCGCCUACACAUGUUCCCGUUUCACAUAUCGGCGAGAGGCCGCGUGUGCCGCUCAACUUCUCUAAGUCGCUUCCUCCGGGGUCCCAGCGACCAACUAGUGAUUCCCAAAUGACCCCGCAGUACAAGCAGGCCAAGCCUCUGCAGUCGGCGUUCCUGUCGACCGGCUUGGUUUCCAAGAUGAACCGCAAUCCGGAUCUGCUCCCGCCGAAGCACUCUGGUUUCAAGAUGUCCCAAAUGCCGGAUACGCCUUGCAAGAAGCAGCCCUACAACUCGAAUACCUUCCCCCCUCAAGGCACCAGCGGCGGCCGGCGUCAGCGCAUCUCAUUGGGUAGCCCGUCCACCCCGUUUAGCGGCCUGGUGGCGCCAAUCCGCGAGAACAACCCGUUUGGAAGCCAGGAUAAGUCCGGCAGUUUCCUGUUCCAGCAGGUUCGCAACGGUCCCGGUAGGAAGUCGAGCGUUCUGAGCCUGGACGGCGAUGAGCUGGUCGGUAGCCAUGACGACUUCCCUCCUCCGACGCCCACUAAGAACGUGCUCUUCAACAAGUCAUCGACGACGCCAGUCCCGAGCGCUCGCGAUGAGCAGAGGGAAUCGUACACACCUUUCGGCACGCCGGUACCGGGCUUUGGCCUGGGAAGAAUCGACGACACCCCUUCGAAGAUCGGUCCGACGCAGAAAGAUCGGGCCGUUGAGGGCAUCACUCGUCCCACGACUCCCUUCUCGGGCGCGAGUCCGUCGCUGAGCUUCUCUCUUGGCCUGAACAACAGCCGCUCGCAGCCCGCGUCCUUCGCUACUCCUGCCCCGAACCGGACCGGUCCUGCCUCCUUCGGGGUGUUUGGCCAGUAUACGAGGAACGAGGCUACGAAGACCCCUCUCGGCAAGGAGAACCGGCCGCCGCAGACACCGCAAGACGGGUCGGUCAUGCCCGACCCAUGCUCUCGGUCAAUCUCUGCACGGCCGCCCCCGGCCACACCCACCGGUUCUCAGCCACCUUCGCUCUUUUCUAGUGUCAUUGAUCGCCGGCUGAGCGUCACUCCUCAGAAUCGCCACGGCCCAGUCGAGGUUGACGAAUCGCUCAUGAGCCGCUUCGACAAGUCGGAGCUCAUUGGUAGCGGCGAGUUCUCUCAGGUGUACCGCGUCGUCAAGGCGUCAGCUCCUAGCAUGUUUCUGACGGGCUUUUCGACAACUCCGCGCACGCCUUCUAGCCCCGACGACAACUCCCGAGUGUUUGCCGUAAAGAAGCUCAAGCUUCCCUUCCACAGCGCCCGUGAGCGUGAGGCUAAGAUGAAGGAAGUGCACAUCCUGCAGACCCUCAGCCACUCCAGCAAGAUCGUUCAGUUCAUCGACAGCUGGGAGCAUAACGGCCAUCUCUACAUCCAAACCGAGUACUGCAGUGAGGGCAGCCUCGAUGCCUUCCUUCGCGAGAUUGGGCAGUGUGGUCGCCUGGACGACUUUAGGAUUUGGAAGAUCCUCCUGGAAACAACUCAGGGUCUCAUGGCGAUUCACCAAGCUGGCUUCAUCCAUCUCGACAUCAAGCCGGCCAACAUCUUCAUCACCUUCGACGGUUACCUCAAGAUUGGCGACUUUGGCAUGGCCACCUCCUGGCCUGCUCCCAAGGGCAUCGAAGGCGAAGGCGAUCGCGAGUACAUCGGCCCGGAGAUACUUCUCGGCCAGUAUGACAAGCCUGCCGAUAUCUUUGCGCUUGGCCUCAUCAUCCUUGAGAUCGCAUGCAACGUUUUCCUUCCCGACAACGGCCCGACUUGGCAGGCAUUGCGGAAUGGCGACAUGUCGGUCGUCCCACCUCUGACGCCUGGCGAGGCCGGUGCUGUUCUACGCGACGCCAACGGCGUGCCGAUCUGCAACGACUCAGGGGUGUCGAUGCCCGAUGAGGAUAGCUCAUUCGCGUUCAAGGGUAUGACCCAUGACGCUAGCAAUCUCUUUGGUUCCCAGCGGCGUCCUGAGCUGCGCGAACCGCCGCCAUUCCUGGCCGAUCCCAACCACCCGCACUCGCUCGACAACCUAGUUAAGUGGAUGAUCCAGCCGAAUCCCAAGGACCGCCCCACUGCUGAGCAGUUGCUGGCCUCGGAGCCGGUUACCUGGAUUUCUAGUCGUCGCGCAGCUGGCGCGACGGUCUUUGAGGGCAACUGGGGUCCGCAAGUCGGCCCAAGCGUCCAGGAAGGGUCCGACACCGAGAUGACGGGUGUUUGA
Thermochaetoides thermophila DSM 1495 is the source of this 3555-nucleotide messenger RNA. RefSeq lists its product as uncharacterized. The coding region runs from base 1 to 3555 and encodes 1184 amino acids. The transcript is spliced from 2 exons. Gene Ontology annotation, biological process: protein phosphorylation. Lineage: Eukaryota; Fungi; Ascomycota; Sordariomycetes; Sordariales; Chaetomiaceae. The record is from RefSeq and is a predicted model, not a curated record. Gene Ontology annotation, molecular function: protein kinase activity; ATP binding.